Colletotrichum orchidophilum is the source of this 1230-nucleotide messenger RNA. RefSeq names its product 4-hydroxybenzoate polyprenyl transferase. Gene Ontology annotation, cellular component: mitochondrial inner membrane. The coding region runs from base 1 to 1230 and encodes 409 amino acids. Gene Ontology annotation, molecular function: 4-hydroxybenzoate polyprenyltransferase activity. The record is from RefSeq and is a predicted model, not a curated record. Gene Ontology annotation, biological process: ubiquinone biosynthetic process. The transcript has a single exon. NCBI's taxonomy places the organism in Eukaryota, Fungi, Ascomycota, Sordariomycetes, Glomerellales, Glomerellaceae.
AUGAGGCAGGUCAGCUUGCUAAGAGGCCCCUUGAAGGCGGCAUGCAGUCCUUCCACGGGAACAACGAGGUUAUUAUCAGCGGCAGUACAUUCUCGGCUGGGCUUGCAGGCGCACCGCAAGCCUAGCACAAACCUCAUUCUUCGGAGCUCAGCUCGCCAACAACAGACAACUCUCCACACUUCAACGCAACGCCUCACCACAGCCAUUGCUCCAGACACUCCCGAACCAGCAUCGCCCGAAGCCGUGUACUCGCCACCCGAGACCGGUAUCAUUUCUUACUUGCCCGCAUCAUGGGUCCCGUACGCAGAACUUACCCGCAUCGAUAAGCCGGCGGGCACUUACUAUCUCUUCUUCCCCUGUCUCUUCUCAACUCUGAUGGCCGCACCAAUGGCCAUGCCCAUGGCAUCUCCGGGCUCCGUCAUUGGCACUUCGCUUCUAUUCUUCUCGGGAGCUCUCAUCAUGCGGGGCGCAGGCUGCAGCAUUAAUGAUCUGUGGGAUCGUAACCUCGAUCCACACGUCACCAGAACCAAGUUCCGACCCAUCGCGCGAGGCGCCAUUACACCCUUCAAAGGUUUCGCGUUCACCGGUGCCCAGCUCCUGGCUGGUCUGGGUAUCCUGGUUCAAUUUCCCACGUCCUGUCUCUUCUACGGCAUCCCGAGCCUGCUCUUCGUUGUGUCUUAUCCCCUGGCCAAGCGGGUCACCUACUACCCUCAGGCCGUACUAGGCCUGACCUUUUCUUGGGGUGCGAUGAUGGGCUUCCCAGCUCUCGGAAUCGAUUUGUUGUCCAACAGUGCAGCGUUGACAGCUGCUGCGCUUCUGUAUACUUCAAACGUCGCUUGGACGAUUCUGUACGACAUGAUCUACGCCCACAUGGACAUCAAGGAUGACGUCAAGGCGGGCAUCAAGAGUAUUGCUCUUAAGCACGAUGCCGAGACCAAGCAGGUCUUGACGGGCUUGGCCGCUGUUCAAUUAAGUCUCUUGAGCGCUGCUGGCUUCGUGGCUGGCGCUGGUCCAACCUUUUUCAUCGGUAGCGUCGGUGGAGCAGCGGUGACACUCGGUAUCAUGAUCAAGCGGGUCAACUUGAAGAGCGUCAAGGACUGCUGGUGGUGGUUUAUCAACGGUUGUUGGAUUACAGGCGGUGUCAUCAGCUUGGGUCUUGCAGCUGAUUACACUGUAAGAUACGUCCAAGACGGAAACGAGGAGGCUGCAAGUGAGAAGCAAUUGGACUAG